This is a messenger RNA of Linderina pennispora, 978 nucleotides long. RefSeq lists its product as uncharacterized. Gene Ontology annotation, molecular function: oxidoreductase activity. NCBI's taxonomy places the organism in Eukaryota, Fungi, Kickxellomycota, Kickxellomycetes, Kickxellales, Kickxellaceae. The coding region runs from base 1 to 978 and encodes 325 amino acids. The transcript is spliced from 3 exons. The record is from RefSeq and is a predicted model, not a curated record.
AUGGCUGACACUGAGUCAGACAACCCUGCAGUUCUUGCUCUGUAUGAGGAGAUUGCACGGGCCAAAAAGCGGGCUGCCGAGCGCAAGAAAGCCAAGGAGGAACAAGCCAACGCCAAGUACGGGUCAGUGCUAGAGGGCGAUCAGUUGGUGCUGAAGUUGCCUCCUCCACCACUCAAGCCCGACGCUGAUGAGUGCUGCAACUCUGGGUGUACGCCCUGUAUUCUAGACACAUACAAGGAGACAAUGGAUACCUACGCGUCGGAGGUGGCGGUUUUGAAGCUGAACCACCAGCUAGCACUGCGCGGCGAAGUGACUGACAGUGCGGUCCUGAAACACAUGGGUCUGCAGCCCGGACUGCUGAACCCGCUAAAGUUCACAAUGGUGCGUGUGAUUGCUGUGCAGCAGCUCAACAGUUAUUCGCGGCUGUUUAUCAUUGACGCUGAUUCCAGUAACUUCUUUUUGGCUGCCGGCGAGCAUAUACACAUCCGUGCUACGGUCAACGACGCACGGCUAACGAGGCCAUUUACACCGCUAAUGAUUGAAGCUCCCGAUGGCGUCGUUCGGCCGCAUCUGCUCAUUCGGCUCUAUGACCAUGGCCUGUCGCGCUACUUCCGCACCCUAGGAAUCGGUGAUUACAUGUCUGUGCGCGGGCCAGUGUCUACCACUGGUAACUUGACCAAAGUGCUUCAAGGGGACGCAAUUCUGCAGUUUGCGCAUGUCAACGAGUCAUAUCGCGGCAAGCGGAUCGUGCUGGUGCAGUGCGCAAUCGAACACACAGGCAUUCAACUGGCAACAGCAUCGCUGUCGACUGGCCAUCGCCAUGUUACGCCGGGCAGGCUUACCCUGGGGCGGCUGCGCAAAAUUGUGCCUGAGCAACCGACUGACAGACAUGCGAUUGUCUGCGGACCAGGGUUGUUCAACCAGGACGUAAAGGCACACCUGGAAGCACUGUCGAUCGCAAACAUCCAGCUUCUUUAG